AUGUCGCAGCGGCUGGUGGCGGCGGCCGGCAGCAGGGCGGUGGCGGGGCCGCUCGCCGUGCUGUGGCGGUGCGGUCUUGGCCCACGAGGGGGCAGGACGUUCGGGGCAGGCGUGAGGGCGCUCGGAACCGCUCAGCAGUGUCUCCAGGGAACCCGCUCUCAGCAGUCAGCUCUGCAGAUAAGACUGGCGUCAGUUUCCCAGUGGCUGUGUUCAAAACCACCCAAAGGAACUAAUGAACCAAAGGAUGCUGGUUCUGGAGCAGACAGAGGGAAGAGAAGAGGAAAGCAAGAUGACUUUGCCUGGUGGAAACGGAUGCAGAAGGGGGAGACUCCCUGGGACGACAAGGAUCUCCGCAGUCUGGCCGUGCUGGGGGCAGGUGUUGCUGCGGGAUUUCUCUACUUCUAUUUCCGAGAUCCUGGGAAGGAAAUCACUUGGAAGCACUUUGUGCAGUAUUACCUGGCGAGAGGUCUGGUGGAUCGGCUGGAAGUCGUGAAUAAACAGUUCGUGCGUGUUAUUCCUACCCCUGGGACAUCACCCGAGAAGUAUGCAUGGUUCAGCAUUGGCAGCGUGGAUACCUUCGAGCGCAACCUGCAGACUGCCCAGUGGGAGCUAGGCAUUGAGCCCCCCAACCAGACGGCUGUGGUCUACACCACUGAGAGCGAUGGGUCUUUCUUGCGAAGCCUGGUGCCCACCCUUCUCCUGAUUGGCAUCUUCCUCUAUGUCAUGAGGAGGGGUCCGAUGGGGGCUGGGCGUGGUGGGCGAGGAGGGGGCCUCUUCGGCAUUGGUGAGACAAUAGCCAAAAUCAUCAAGGAUGACAUCGGCGUGCGGUUUGCAGACGUGGCUGGUUGCGAAGAAGCCAAGCUGGAGAUCAUGGAGUUUGUAAAUUUCCUGAAGAACCCCAAACAGUACCAGGACCUUGGGGCCAAAAUUCCAAAGGGAGCCCUGCUCACAGGUCCUCCCGGUACUGGCAAAACACUUCUCGCCAAGGCAACCGCGGGGGAGGCUGGUGUGCCCUUCAUCACCGUGAAUGGGUCUGAGUUCCUGGAGAUGUUUGUUGGUGUUGGCCCAGCUCGGGUUCGUGACAUGUUUGCAAUGGCCCGGAAAAAUGCUCCCUGUAUCUUGUUCGUUGAUGAGAUUGAUGCAAUUGGCCGGAAGCGUGGGCGUGGGCACGUUGGAGGCCAGAGCGAGCAGGAGAAUACCCUGAACCAGCUGCUCGUGGAGAUGGACGGAUUCAGCUCUACCUCAAAUGUUGUCGUGCUGGCCGGCACCAACCGCCCCGAUGUCCUUGAUCCAGCCCUGAUGCGGCCAGGCCGCUUUGACCGUCAGAUUUACAUUGGGCCCCCGGACAUCAAAGGCAGGUCGUCUAUCUUCAGGGUCCACUUGCGUCCACUCAAGUUGGAUGAGAGCCUCAGCAAGGAUGCCCUGGCGAGGAAGCUUGCAGCCCUCACUCCAGGCUUCACAGGUGCUGAUAUUUCUAAUGUUUGCAACGAAGCUGCCCUGAUCGCCGCCCGCCACCUGAGCCCCUCUGUAGGGGAGAAGCACUUCGAGCAGGCCAUCGAGAGGGUCAUUGGAGGCCUUGAGAAGAAGACACAGGUCCUGCAGCCCAGUGAGAAGAUGACAGUGGCCUACCACGAGGCUGGCCAUGCAGUGGUGGGCUGGUUCCUGGAACACGCAGACCCCCUGCUCAAGGUGUCCAUCGUCCCCCGGGGCAAGGGGCUCGGCUACGCCCAGUGCCUGCCCAGGGAGCAGUACCUGUACACGCGGGAGCAGCUCUUUGACCGCAUGUGCGCCAUGCUGGGUGGCCGCGUGGCUGAGCAGCUGUUCUUCGGGCGGGUCACCACGGGGGCCCAGGACGACCUGAGAAAGGUCACCCAGAGCGCCUAUGCCCAGAUCGUGCAGUUCGGGAUGAGCGAGAAGCUGGGCCAGAUGUCCUUCGAUCUCCCGCGGCCGGGCGAGGCGCUGGUGGAGAAGCCGUUCAGCGAGGCCACGGCCCAGCUCAUAGACGAGGAGGUGCGGCGGCUCAUCGGCUCCGCGCAUGCGCGCACGCUGGACCUGCUCACCCGCUGCCGCGAGCAGGUGGACAAGGUGGGCAGGCGGCUGCUGGAGAAGGAGGUGCUGGAGCGGGCUGACAUGGUGGAGCUGCUCGGGCCACGGCCGUUCGCCGAGAAGAUCACCUAUGAGGAGUUCGUGGAGGGCACGGGCGGCCUGGAGGAGGACACGGCCCUUCCUGAGGGUCUGCAGGGCUGGCGUGGAGGGCCGGAGGAGGGCGGCUUAGGGCGCCCGCUGCAGGAGAGCCCAGCCUAGCGCGCCUGCCUGGAGAGCAGCCUCCGGGACCCCCAGGAAGCAAAUUAAAGCACAUAUAACAGGCAAACAGCUGUCUUCCUAUCAGGGCCCUUGAAGCACGGGCUUCCUGCUCCUUGCAGGCACCCUUCCACCGAGGGGGCUGGGACCCAGCCUCUGUCUGAGUGGGGGGCUGGGACCUGGUCAGUGCAGGUGCCUUCACCUGCCCCAGGGAGAGAAGGCCCAGUUCAGAAGCACUCACAGGUCAGCCCACUGUGAGGUUCAGCAGAAGAGGUGUGUAAGCCCCAGAAUCUAGGGAAUGGCAGUUUGGGUAGUGGAAAGCCAGCUGGUCCUCAGGGAUGGAGCUCACCACUCCCAUAGGCAUGUGGCCGGGGUUGGGGGGCCUUAGGGGCCUGAAACUGAGAGGGAGGGGUUGCCCUUUUCUCAGGGUGGGGCCUUGUUGCUGGCAAGUCUCUGGGAAGCUGUUCCUGGUGGCCUGGUUUUGUUAGAAUCCAGAAGGCGACUCUGGGCUGCUCCAUGGGACAGGACAGCCCCUGAGGGUGCAGUUGUCUGCACCCUGCCGGCAGUUGUCUGCUUGGACCCGGAGUGAGACUAGGGCCCGGUCCCAGGGAGCUGGGUUUAGUGGAAAUGGCCUCAUGGGUCCCCAGCACACAGCCAGAGGGCCGGAGUCAUCAGAGUUGUGACAGUAGAAGCAGUUCCUGCCUUGAGGGGGUCGGGGGACAGGCUUUCUGGGCUGAUAGUGGGUGAAGGGGUGCCCCCCUGUUGCCGGCCCGGCCCACACACGGCCUUGGGGAUGAAAUUUUCCACAUCAUUUGGUAUGUUUGCCUCAAAAAUAGAAUUUCCAACUUGGGACAAACACUUUCAGCUUUGCUCUUUGUAGAACAUGUAUUGUUGAUUUUCUUGUCUCUGGGGCUUGCCCUGUAUUGCAGCCUCCACCACUUAGCCUCUGUACUGAACUGCUGGGGACCCUGCAGGGGCCUGUUCUGGGACCUUCCAAUGUAGGUAAUGUCACCCCAGGAAAGCCCCAUGCUGUCCCGAGCCUGGGCUGCUGCCCCUCUCCAGGUCCAGGGCUCACCCCUGGUGAUAGUGCCCUGCAUGCGUGCCCUCUCCUCUCACCCGCUGCUGUCUGCUCAGCUCCCCUCAUCUGGCUGAGCAUCUGGGCUGAGGCCUGGCUGAGUGUCUGCUAGGGGAGGCUCCACCCCUUGGGAGGAACUGCUUGCUCUCUUCUGCUCACAGACUGGCCCUCCCUGCCGGCUGCCUCCCCAGAUCCUGCCCUGGGCUGGGAGGAGCCUUUUGGGGCUGCCUCUUCCAGCCUGGGCUUGUGGGGACAGAGCCAAAUGCUAGCCCCCAGUGCGUCACAGUGGAGCCCCCAGAGGCUUCAGCUGGGGGAGGACCAGAGCACAGAGCUGGAGGUUUCUCGAGGAGCCAGCCCCCUGCCCCUGCGCAGCCCCCGCCCCUGAGCGCCAGUGUCAGUCGGAAAGGAAGACAGUGGUCCACGAGACUGAGGACAGGGCGACGUUUUAAUUGCGCGUCUUUGAAACGAGGUCACGGAAGCUGCAGCAGGAAGGAUGGGGGCUGGAGGGAAGACCCUGGGGUGGGUGGGGCACAGCGGCCCUCUUGGGGCCCCUUUUCCAUUAGACUCUUGGAAAUCACCCCCGUGCAGCUGCCCCUCGUGUGCAGGAGUGUUGCCCCAGUCCUGGUGCAGCGGCGACCCUUCCUGGCAGGGUAUGCCCAGGGCUUCCACAGAGGAGCCUGUUUUUCUUCCCCAGAAAUGUCUCAGUGAAGAAGGGGUCAGGACAGGUGGCCUUGGGGACAGAAAGCAGACUGGACUUGCUGUCAGACUGGAAGCUGGUCCUGUCCUCAGCACAUAAGCAGCAUUGGGAGCAGUCAAGCCUGGCAUCCCUGAAUUGGUUCAGGGGCUGUGCCCAGGUGCCCUCAUGUCCCCACCCCCUCUGACUGCUGCACCCCAGACUGGGACGCUAGCCAGGGACACAGACCUACACGUGUGUGCACAUGUGUGCCUGGUGGGCUUUGGAGACUGGGCAAGCCCUGCCUGCCCUGCCGUCUGAGGCCGUCUUGAUUGACUUGGCAUUCCACGCUUGGGAAGGUGGGUCUGGCUGACGGAGGGAGGAGGACGAGCAAGUUGCUGGGGGUGUCUGGUGCUAACAGUGUUCCCGGGCAAUAGCAGGGAGCAGGGGGGAAUCGGGUGAUUUUGGGGACUCACUCCCCUAUCCACUCCCUGGCUGGACAACAGACUCCUAUGGGCCGGAGUUUGGCAUGGCGAUUCACCCCCUCUCACCAGCAUAUCCCCACUCACCCUGGCCCCACCCAGGAUUCUGGUGACAGAUGACAACACCAUUCCUGCAGACAAGUCUCAUCUCAUCCCUGGGCCUUGUCCCUGAUCCAGGGACCAGGAAAGAGCUGAUAUAAGGCCACUGGGCUGUGCUUAUGCUGAAGUGCCUUGAGACCCCAGCCCAGAGCCGCAGUGGGGAGGGCGGGCAGUGUCCACGUGGCCACGGUGGUCCGGUUCUGCCCCAUCUUGGCCCCAGGCCAGCCCGCCUAGUCCUCCUUGGGCCUCUCCACAGUAAGAAUCGUGUCCACAAUGGCAGGCUGCCGCUCAGGGUCGCCAAAGGGCUGCUUCUCACGGUUCUGCUCUGCCCUGGUGCGCGUCCAGGAGGGUGAGCGCAGACAGCCAGCUCGGGGCAGUGGGUGUAGGCCUGGUGGGAACAUGGGCUGGGUCAGUGUGGCUCACCAGUCACUCCUGCAUCUACGGUCUGGCCUAUUUGUGCCUCCAGCAUGGUGUCCGGCCACACCUUGGGGGCUCCCUGGUACCAGCAACAUGUGCAUGUGGGUCUGGAUGCCGCCUGGGCACUGGCUUUCCUGAUGCUUCCAGAAGGGUUCCCAUGUGGCCAGGGUCCCGCCCUGGUUGUGAGCCUGGCUUGGAGCCCAUGUGGGUGGGCAGUAGGGAGGGAAGAAGGUCUCUGGGCACCCACACUCCCAGUGCCUUGCAUGCCAUUUCUUUGGUCAGUGGGGUCCAGUGCUUCCCAGGAACUGAGCUGAGGAGCAGCCAGGGCUGGCUAAUGCCACCCCUUUUGUACUCUGCCUUGUAAUUAAAUCCACAUAGUGAAUUC
Odocoileus virginianus texanus is the source of this 5432-nucleotide messenger RNA. Its product is annotated as mitochondrial inner membrane m-AAA protease component AFG3L1. The record is from RefSeq and is a predicted model, not a curated record. NCBI's taxonomy places the organism in Eukaryota, Metazoa, Chordata, Mammalia, Artiodactyla, Cervidae. Gene Ontology annotation, cellular component: m-AAA complex; membrane. Gene Ontology annotation, biological process: mitochondrial protein processing. Gene Ontology annotation, molecular function: metalloendopeptidase activity; ATP-dependent peptidase activity; ATP hydrolysis activity.